Molecule: messenger RNA, 2208 nt
Organism: Penicillium odoratum
Lineage: Eukaryota; Fungi; Ascomycota; Eurotiomycetes; Eurotiales; Aspergillaceae
Product: kinetochore-associated Ndc80 complex subunit NDC80
Exons: 2
Coding region: 1-2208 (735 amino acids)
Biological process (GO): attachment of mitotic spindle microtubules to kinetochore
Cellular component (GO): Ndc80 complex
Source: RefSeq, a predicted model, not a curated record
AUGUCGCAAGAUACUCAUCUGUUCAGCGUCAGGCGCCCAGGCCCCCGAGAGACACUUGGGAGUGUACAGAAUUAUUCUUCGAUUCCACAGCCCGCUUCUGCUCUCAAACGCACGAGCUCCAUUGGGUUUAACAACCCUCCAUUCACAUCGCAAAAUGCCCGCCGCACGUCGCUACUAAACUCGGCAAGCAGGCCUCAGCAGCCCAAUUUCACACGCGCUUCCACCGGAGGUCCAUUUGGCGCUGAUGCUGGUCUCUCAUCUGUCCGCCGAUCUGUGUCGAGUAAUAUGUUUCAUGGCGCUAGUGCGGGCCGCCAAAGCUUUGCGCCGGGCUCUCUUUCAUCGAAUCCUGCCCCCCCAAAUUUACAACGUCGGAGCAGUGUCUUUUCGAGACCAUCAAUGAGUGGUCCGAUGGGUCACCAGUCUUUUUUCAACCAAGUCCCCAGUGUAGCUGGUGUUCCCCGGGACCCGCGACCACUUCGGGAUCGAUCUUUCCAAGCGCGAAUCGGACAAGAAUUGCUGGAGUAUUUGACCAAUAAUCAAUUCGAGUUGGAAAUGAAGCAUUCUUUAGGACAAAAUACCCUCCGCUCCCCGACACAGAAGGACUUCAAUUACAUCUUCCAGUGGUUGUACCAUCGUAUUGAUCCCGGGUACAAGUUCCAAAAGGCUAUGGAUGCCGAAGUGCCUCCGAUCCUGAAACAGCUACGUUAUCCGUAUGAGAAGGGAAUUACGAAAUCACAGAUCGCAGCCGUUGGUGGACAGAAUUGGUCGACUUUCCUGGGAAUGCUACAUUGGUUAAUGCAAUUGGCGCAGAUGAUGGAGGGCUAUGUGCAUGGGCAAUACGAUGAGGCUUGCGCGGAGGCUGGUGUUGAUCUCACAGGCGAUCGCAUUAUUUUCCGCUUUCUUACUCAAGCCUAUCAUGACUGGCUACAAGGUGGCGAAGAUGAGGAUGACGAUAUGGCCGAGCAGAGAUUGGUUCCGCACAUCGAAAAUAUGUCCGCAGAAUUUGCCCGUGGGAAUGAACGAUACGUACAGGAGCUGGAAGCCCUGGAGGCCGAAAACCAAGCUCUUCGUGAACAAAUUGAAGAGAUGGAGCGGAAUGCCCCCGACAUGGCCAAGUUGGACAAGCACUUCCGAAUUCUGGAGGACGACAAGCGGAAAUUCGAGGAUUAUAACCAGAAUGUCAAGGGAAAGAUUGAGAAAUACGAGACUCGUAUCAAAUUUCUGGACGCUGAAAUCCAGAAAACAGAUGCUGAACUGCAGACGACUGAGACUGAGCGAGCCGAUCUUCAGGCCAGCGUGGAUCAACAGGGGAUCACUAUCCAGGACAUUGAUCGCAUGAAUACGGAGCGAGAACGUCUCCAGAAGAGCCUUGAAGACACAAUGGCUCGAUUGGAGGAGACGCACGCCCGCGUCAUGGAGAAGGAGGCAGAGGCUAGCCAGAAGCUCGAGGAUUUGGAGGAAAUUGUCAAAGCCUACAACACCCUUGGCUACCAGACUAGUCUGAUUCCAUCUUCAGCAGAAAAUGCCAAGGGCGAAGACUUUGAGCUCCAACUGAAUGUCAACGAAAACAAUUUCUCCGCCAGUCAGGCUGGAAGACCACCCAAUCGAAUUUCAUCUGAAGGCGAUCGUCUCUUGGCCGAGCCUUUCACUGGAUACCACCCAGCGCAUUUACUGAAUCUCGAUCUCCGGGGCUUUGUGCGUAAUAGUCUACAGUCGCUCCGGAAGGAGAUCAACGAGCGGCGCAAAAGGGGGAUCGACGAUGACCUGGACCGCCGUAAUCUACUUGACAACAUUAAGGAGGCGAUGGACGAGAAGCGAAGCGAAGUGGAGGCCUUGGAGCACCGACGCCGGGCGGCAGAAGAGGAGUUCGAACGCACCAAGGAAAUCACCACCACUCAGAAGUUGGCGUCUGACGCCCAAAUUGAGAAGAUGGAGAAGGAGCUUGCCAAAAUGCGCGCCACCCUAAGUGACAGUGUGCAAUUAAUGGAGCAACGGGAGAUGAAUACCAACAUCGAGUAUGAACAGCUGACUCUACGGGCGAAUGCCCUCCGGGAAGAGCUGCACACCAAUGUGGAGACUAUGCUUAACGAUGUCAUCCGGUUCAAGGUUCAUGUCCAAAAGGGCCUGGAAGACUACGAGAGCUUUGUAAUGGAUGAAGUGGAGCAGGAGCUAGGGGGUGACCUGCCACCCGAGGAGGAGGAACUAUGA